UGCCCUUCGCCAACUUCACAACCAUCUGGAGGCCUGAGAUAUGCAUAUGUUCAAAACCUAUGAUCUCGGCUUCAGAUUUCAGUACUCCUCGUCCCACUGGCUCCCCAAAGACACAGUCUCAGAAACCAGGAAUGGAUCAGGCGCUUUCAUGAUCAUCCAUCCGCAUCCACCGAUAGCAACGGUCCCUCAACAUACAACCUCCCAUUUGGAGGAUUCGGUACCCAUUCCGACCUGAUAGCGCAACUUUCAUCUCGGUCAUCUUCAUAUGCCAAGUGGCAGUGAUACGACUCAGGAUGUCCGUCUGCUCCUCUGAUUCCCGGAAAAUUCUUGCAAUUGCCGCGGUCCUUUGGUAAAACUACAAACGUCAUCGGCUCUUUCCCUCAUUUGAAAGUCAGCUUCCUGUACGCUGUCAAAUUUUCUUCAUCGAACAAAGACUACAAAUGACGCAACUAAUUCUUCCGGCGUCAUUGCUCCUCCGGCGGUUGCAUUAUCGCCAUCGCAAUCGAUUCUAACGUUCAACCUCCCAUUUGGAUGAUUCGGUACCGAUUCCGACCUGAGAACGCAACUCUCAUCUCGGUCAUUUUCAUAUUGCCAAUGAAUAUGACUCAAGAUGUCCGUCUGCUCGUCCCGGGAUAUUUUUGCAAUAGCGGAUAUACAAGCCACCACCCCGCAUGUCUACCGACGUCAUCGGCGCCUUCCUGCACACAGAAAGCCACUGUAAGAAACGACGCAACUAGCCUCAAGCCUUUUCGUCAACGCGCUCAGUUUUUUUUGGACAUCUAUAGGUCAAGUUCCCGCAUCAAAAAAAAGGCUACAAAUGACGCAACUGACCUUUCUCCUCUGGUCCUUCGUCCAUUCAACGACGGACUCUUUGCCACAUUCCUAUAUUUGUCCGCACGUGCAUAUUGCCACUCGACCCGUAACUUAUGUUUGUGAUGAGUCGCUUAUCGCCAACUUCACAUUCUCAUAGGGACACCAUUUGGAGGCCUUGAGACAUACGUAGGUUCAAAAGCACUCCAGCGUCUUUUAAUACGUCAACCUCGGGCAACGUUGCAAUAAUCCCUUACUCAAUUACCUGCACAGGCUACCAUCUCGGCCCCAGGCCAAAGCACUCACGUCGCAUUGUCUCCCAAAAAAUGCAAUCUCGAAAGCCAGGAAUGGACGAGGCGCUUUUAUGAUCAUCCACUGGCCUCUGCGGUACCUCAACGUUUCACCCCAUGCUUGUAGAAUUCGGUACGAUUUUGGCGGCAUGGAGGGAAUAACAAAACAUGUGGAGUGGGAUUGGAAGGAGGAAAAGAUCCAUACGUGUACAAGUAAUGGUAACAAGACUCAAUAGAAAAACAUAUUUGCC
Laccaria bicolor S238N-H82 is the source of this 1351-nucleotide messenger RNA. RefSeq lists its product as uncharacterized. The transcript is spliced from 7 exons. Bases 41 to 235 code for a protein of 64 amino acids. Lineage: Eukaryota; Fungi; Basidiomycota; Agaricomycetes; Agaricales; Hydnangiaceae. The record is from RefSeq and is a predicted model, not a curated record.